CGAGUAAGGCUCUGUUUGCCAAUUUUAUUACCAAAUAAAAAAAACCGCUCCGGCUAACUAUGGCGGCCUACGCAGCUCGUCGAUCGGCCGGUCCAGUCAUCCGGUCCAUCUCUCCUUCCUCACGAUUCACCCGCCGGUACUCCGCCCAUUCUCCCUCCACCGCCGCCGCUUCCACCGCCCGCUCCUUGUCGUUCUCCACCAGGCCGGAGAAGACCGCCGCCGCCGCCGCCGCGCCCUGCAAGCGUACGUGCCUCUGUUCGCCGACGAAUCAUCCCGGCUCGUUCCGGUGCAGCCUGCACAAAACCGGCGGCGGAUUCCAAAACAAUUCGCCGCCGCCGGCGGCGGCUUGCGGCGGCUCCGGCGUCCGGCUGAACAUGCGGCGGUCGGCGAUGAAGAAUUCGCUGGUGCGGAUCGGCACCGUCGAAGGCGAUCUGAUGAAGAGGGCCCUGGCGGCGCUGAUUCGACCCUCCUCCCACCACCAGCGCCGCCGCGGCGACUUCCGGCGCCGCCCGAGUCGGCUGUCCGUCGUGUCGAAUGCUUUCUGAUUUUUUUUACCAUCGCCGGCGAUGACGUCAUCAUUGAUUCGUGAAACGGGACGGGAAAAUUUUUUUUUUUGUGCUCCGGCGACCGGAAACCCGACGGAUUCCUAAAGGAACUGUUACUUUGUAUAUAAUAAAGUUGAUAAUUAUUAUUAUUAUAAUCAGUAAUUGUAAUUAUGAAUUAAAUUUGAUAAUUAAUUAUUUCCAAAGUGGUUUUUUAUUUAAUUAAAUAAACAUUUUUGUUAUAAUAUAUAGAUUAUUUUUAAUUUUUGCUUCAAUAAUUGCACGCCGUUGAGUUACUCCGUUCCGGAUGACGUCCCGUUUCGGGUCAGAUUUGACGCCGUUUCUUGGCUUCUACGUUUUUCUGAGUGAUAUAAUUAGGACAAACCUCUCUUUUUUCAUUUUUCUUAUAUAUUUAAGAAUAAUAAUAAGUUUAGAUAUUUUUUAGUAUUAUUUAUUAUGUAUGGUUGCAGCAGGUUAAUGGUAAUGUCAAAAAAGGUUAUAGGGAAGAAUGGUGACAAAUGACUUUUGAGGGCUUGAAAACUAUGCCAUGUAUUUAGUAGAAUUUGAGUGGGACCACAUUGGAAACUUUGGACAAGGAUUAAAAAAUGAGGAAUUUCGUUGA
Molecule: messenger RNA, 1164 nt
Organism: Andrographis paniculata
Lineage: Eukaryota; Viridiplantae; Streptophyta; Magnoliopsida; Lamiales; Acanthaceae
Exons: 1
Coding region: 60-545 (161 amino acids)
Source: RefSeq, a predicted model, not a curated record